This is a messenger RNA of Lontra canadensis (Northern American river otter), 1439 nucleotides long. RefSeq names its product family with sequence similarity 187 member B (gene FAM187B). NCBI's taxonomy places the organism in Eukaryota, Metazoa, Chordata, Mammalia, Carnivora, Mustelidae. The transcript has 2 exons. The record is from RefSeq and is a predicted model, not a curated record. Bases 311 to 1411 code for a protein of 366 amino acids.
GAAAAAGAGAGCUCUCUCUGGAGACAGGAGACAUGAGCACAGGGACCAAAGACUUAGAAAACACCUCCAUCCCACCUCCAUGAGCUGAUCUGGUGCUAUGCUAAUGAAGCAGUCCUCCCCAGUUACGAGACAGGAGGACCUUGCUGUAUUUCCUCAGUGGAUUUUAGAAAUGGUACAGACCAGUGAUUUCUGUGUCUCCAGAAAGUGAGGCAGGACCAGGUUUCAUUCCACUCAGGGCUGAAGCCUGAGUUCUGUGGGUGACUUCAUAAUGCCCAGGGUGGUUCCCAGCAUCCUUUUGUAGCAGGCUACCAUGUUGGCCCCCCUGUGGCUGCUUAGCCUUUCUCUCCCCACUCUGUGGGCAGAGAUAUUAAUCAGAUGUUCCUAUAAGAGUCUCUGCCAGCAGGCCCUAGUCUCGGGCAAUGAUGUUGUCCUGCAAUGUGACUACCCCAAGGCACUCUGGUACUUCUCUUCCAUUUGGGGGGAAGAUCCUUUCCUGCUCUCCUCUGUGCCAAACAUAAAGAAACUUCCUGGGGGCAGCCUUCAACUGACCAACCCUCAGCCGUCCCAGACAGGCCUCUAUCACUGCCAGGACAGUGACAAUGCCCUUGUGGUAGAGUACGAGAUUGACUUCCAAGAUGUCCGCACCCUGCACAUCACCCACAGAGGCCUGGGCCAGAAGCCCCUGCAGAACGAGACCCUGAGUCUGGGUGGUCGUGUGCUCGUCUUUACCCACUGGGAGCCCUGGCAGGACUGUAACCGCUGUGGGGAGCCUGGGGAGCGGAAGCGGCUGGGCUACUGCUACAUCGAGGAGCCCCAGGAAAAAGCCAUGCCGUGCUGGCUCUACCUGAGAGGGGAGAAGACCCGCUCCAGCCGUCUGCGGACCGAACUACAGGUAGAAGCCUGUCUUGCACCCUGCGACCAUGUCAAGGAAACCAACCAGCCAUACUUCAUCUUUGACAUUUACUCAUUGGGCAAGUUGACCAACAACAUGUGGCUUACCUGCCCCUUGGCCUCCAUCUACAGGCCCAUCCUCUGGGAAGUCAACGACAUCCCCCUGACCUGGCAGGGCCAGCUCUCCAACCAGGUCCUGAGCAGCAUUCUGGAACCCACGAACGGCGGCAGGCAGCUUCAGGUCUUCGAGCCGGCCAUUUACAAGUGCUUUGUGAAGCAGGAGCUCAUGGCUCGCUUCAACCCCAGGCCCUUUCCGGAUGUGCCGGAGACCCUCCAACAAGAGGAAGCCGGACCACAGCUGGAGUCGAGGGAGGCCCAGAAGGGGAAGGCCAGGUCCGUCCUCAAGGGGCUCAAGCUGAUGCUGCUGGUAGGCAUCUUUCUGGGCCUGCUCGGCCUGCUGCUCAAGCUCUGCCACCCUUCCCAGCACAAAAGAAGUGACCAGGUGCUGCUGGUGAAAUAAAGCGAGCCCCCAGGGCCCAGGACGGCCG